Molecule: messenger RNA, 696 nt
Organism: Lactuca saligna
Lineage: Eukaryota; Viridiplantae; Streptophyta; Magnoliopsida; Asterales; Asteraceae
Source: the annotation of a GenBank genome assembly
AUGAAUCCCAAAGGUACUCCUACGACAAUUUGCCAAAGCUUCGGUUUACCUGUAUCUAUUCUGAAGAAGAGCCCUUACCGAUCGGAAAUGGGCUGUAUUCCAGAGGUGCCCAAUGACCUUGACCGGUUAGAAUACUUAGCGAAGCUCAAUUUGUUGUCCACAGACAUUAAAUGUCUUCCGGAUAACAUAUGUUUAUUGAAACAUCUGAGAUCUUUCAAACUUGAAUCUUGUCUGCUUCUUGAAGAGUUACCCAAGGAUCUUGGCCAAUUAAAAUGUUUGGAGAAGCUAAGUUUGUUGUCUACAGGCAUUAGACGUCUUCCAGAUAGCAUAUGUAUGUUGAAAUGUUUGAGAUCUCUCAAAGUUAAAUCUUGUUUGCUUCUUGAGGAGGUACCCGAGGCGCUUGGCCAAUUAGUAUGCUUAGAGAAGCUAAACUUGUUUUCUUCACGUAUUAGGAGUCUUCCAGGUAGCAUUUGUAUGCUGAAACAUCUGAAAUCUCUAGAUCUUGAAUCUUGUGGACUCCUUGAGAAGUUACCCGAGGAUAUUGGGCAAUUAGAAUGUUUAGAGAAGCUGAUCCUAAAAAAGUGUGCAUCAUUAGAAGAUAUUCCAAAUAGCAUCUGUAAGAUGAAACGUUUGAGAUGUUUCCAUCUCCCCUUUUGUCAUCAGGUGGAGAAAUCACCGAGGAACUUGGAAGUUUAG